Molecule: messenger RNA, 315 nt
Organism: Caenorhabditis remanei
Lineage: Eukaryota; Metazoa; Nematoda; Chromadorea; Rhabditida; Rhabditidae
Exons: 2
Coding region: 1-315 (104 amino acids)
Source: RefSeq, a predicted model, not a curated record
AUGGUCAGUCCAAAACAAUCUCAACAAGAAGACACGUCAAAUGAAAGUGAUGCAAAGAAAAUGAGAAAGAAGAAAGGGUUCAGAGGAGAAACAGUGGCCGAUAGGUUAUUGGCGUCAGCAAGAAGAAUGCAAGAGAUGAGAAUAUCUGAAAAUGGAAACAGUCGACCUGGAGUGAUGCAUGGAAAUCAGACGGCACAACCAAAUGAGAGUUCGAACCAAACGCUAAAAUUGGAAAAAUUAGGCAAAGCUACCAACGAGAUUGACGAUUUAUCAGCACUGGAGUGGGAAACAUCUUCGGAACAAAGCGGCAUUUGA